UUCCAAUUGACAACGGGAUCUAUGACAGGGCACUCGCAGGAAGCGGUCGCUCAUCACAGCAUCUGGACGGUUGGAAAACUUGCGAGAGCUGCCCAUGCAGUCUCAGGCAUAAGAUCAUCACCAAUAACCGCGACUCUCGACCCCCGUAAGAAGCCUCGCGCGACAAAACGAUCGCACAAGCUUAAAAUUCGUUAUUUCGGCAUCCAGUUCUCCGGCAAUGUCGAUGGGUCGAGGAGGAGGAUUAGUUCUCAUGAUCGCCCCUUUGACUGGAUUUGAUGACGUCAAAAUUGUAAAGCUUGAAGAUUUUUUUUUUAUAAUAUAAUGCGUAGAAUAUGAACACACACUAGUAUCAACUUGGAAACAAGGAAGAGGGUGGCCUGGACGUGUAUUUGGUCAACAGGACUUUGUGAAUCAGAGACAAGGAUAGUCAGCAAGAGGAGUUCAGAGAGAUUACAAGCAAUAAAAAAAGGUGGAAAUGGAGAAGGUUGAUGAUAAUACAACAGAUAAGAAAAACGGAUAAGGAGGUUUUAAGGAUGGUUAAUGCAAAAAGAGGAUUGGUAAAACAUAUUCUCGAAAGACAAUUAAGCUUCCAGACUUUGUACUUAGAAGGAAAAAAAGGAAAAUCCUAAAUCUAUCAGGAAAAUACAUGAGGGAAUAAAAGCAAAAGGAUGACAAAGACAGAAAUUUCUGGAUACCCUACUUCAAGAUCGUAAUAUGCACGUAUCCCCUGAAACAGCUAGCCGCCGAGCCU
Molecule: messenger RNA, 751 nt
Organism: Penaeus monodon (black tiger shrimp)
Lineage: Eukaryota; Metazoa; Arthropoda; Malacostraca; Decapoda; Penaeidae
Source: RefSeq, a predicted model, not a curated record